AUGGGAUAUGCCCUGUUUGCUCACUGUGUGGUGUUGUUUCUGGGCACCAUCAUACACACAUCACAUGAUCACAGCCUGUGGGCUGGCGUUGGUGGUCUCUCUACUCUAAGGAUAGCAGGUAUCAUCAUGUCAAGAACCAGAGGUAAAACGGAACGUCUCAUUGUCAUUGGGACCAUAGCUGCUCUACACUUCUUGUUUCUGCUCUACUUACAUUUUGCAUAUCACAACAGUGUUGAGGAAAUCUCUGAUGCCCUGAAUCAGAAUUUAGUCCCAUUGCCAGUAGCAAAUGAAGAAGAAAUGGCGGUACCAGUAGCUGGUAUUAAAGAAGAAAUUGCUGACAAAUCUGAUUCGCAAAUGUGA
This is a messenger RNA of Physella acuta, 360 nucleotides long. RefSeq names its product protein YIPF3-like. NCBI's taxonomy places the organism in Eukaryota, Metazoa, Mollusca, Gastropoda, Physidae. The record is from RefSeq and is a predicted model, not a curated record.